GCGUCCGGGAUGGCAGACUUUUGGUCUCGGGCUGAAGUUCAGUUCUCCGGCUUUAACGUGACCGUCCGGCCGGUUUCUUACCCAACACUGCCGCCCGGAGACUCUUCCAGGCGUCGGACGGAGGACGGGCUGCUCGAGUUGGUAUAAGAGCGCCUCUGGUAACUUAUUUUGGUAGUUUUCGGGAAGUGUUUCGGUUCCAGUGUGUGGCCAUUCACGCCUGUCCGGCUCGUUUCAGCGUUACUUCAUUCGUCUGGUCAAGGCUGGGAAAGUUUCUGUUAGUAUAAGAACUGGCGGUUUGUGUUCAUUGAGCUGAAGGGGGUCAGUAUAGCCCGCUACUGGAGUCUGAGUAAACCCUACAGCCACGCUUUGCCAUUAACCACAUCUUGACUGGAGAAUAUGGGGGACAGGUCCGGUUCAGGUGAGGUCAAUGACAAUAGGUAUUUUGUGGACGGCCAUCUAAAGAACCCCAUCCCAGACAGCCAAGUUCACCUGGAAGGCAGUGCACCUCUCCAGAGCACAGCCGCCACUCGUCUGUACAAGAGGAGAUGGCUGAUCGUGUGCCUGUUCAGCUCCUACUCCCUCUGCAACGCCUUUCAGUGGAUCCAGUACGGGAUCAUCAACAACAUCUUCAUGAGGUUCUACAGCGUGGACUCCUUCACCAUCGACUGGAUGUCCAUGAUCUACAUGCUCACCUACAUCCCGCUCAUCUUCCCAGUGACGUGGCUCCUGGACACGAAGGGACUGAGGGUCAUCGCGUUGGUGGCCACGGCGUUGAACUGCGCAGGAACAUGGAUCAAGGUGGCCAGUGCCAGACCGGACCUUUUCGCCGUCACGUUCUUAGGACAGGUCAUCUGUUCAGCGGCACAGGUGUUCAUCCUCGGGAUGCCCUCGCGCAUCGCGUCGGUGUGGUUCGGGUCCGAGGAGGUGUCCACCGCGUGCUCCAUUGGAGUCUUUGGAAAUCAGCUUGGGAUUGCUAUUGGGUUCCUGGUCCCACCCAUUCUGGUUCCAAAUGUUGAAGACCUGGACGAGCUGGCCGGUCACAUCAGAGUCAUGUUCUACAUCACAGCAGGCGUGGCCACGUUCCUCUUCAUCCUGGUGAUCAUUGUGUUUCAGGAAAGGCCGGAUAUCCCCCCCACUCAGGCUCAGGCCGCCGCUCGUCUGAUCCCGGCGGAGAGUUACUCCUACACCUCCUCCAUCCUCUGCCUCCUCCGCAACAGACCCUUCAUCCUCCUCAUCAUCAGCUACGGGUUAAACGUUGGCUGUUUUUACGCCGUCAGUACGCUGCUCAACCAAAUGAUCAUCAAGCACUAUCCAGGUGAAGAGGUGAAUGCUGGAAGGAUCGGUCUGACCAUCGUUAUAGCUGGCAUGGUCGGGUCGCUGAUCUGUGGCAUCUGGCUGGACAGAACCAAAUCAUACAAGCAGACGACUCUGGCGGUGUAUGUGAUGUCUCUGGUGGGCAUGCUGGUAUACGCCUUCACCCUCAGUCUGGGUCAUCUGUGGGUGGUCUUCAUCACUGCUGGCGCUCUCGGGUUCUUCAUGACGGGCUAUCUGCCUCUGGGCUUUGAGUUUGCAGUAGAGCUGACCUAUCCGGAGUCUGAGGGGACAUCAUCUGGUCUGCUCAACUGCUCUGCUCAGGUGUUCGGUAUCAUUUUCACCAUCUGUCAGGGAAAGAUCAUUGAGCACUUUGGAACACUGGCUGGGAACCUCUUCCUGUGUGCUUUCCUGCUGAUCGGAACCAUUUUAACAGGAUUUAUCAGAUCUGAUCUACGCAGGCAGAUGGCUAACCAGCUAGCCAAGACAGCUGCUGCAUCCGGUCAUCACGAGGGUCAGGAUUACGGCGCCACGGCUCCGAUUAACGCCUCACACUUCUGAUCAGUAAUCACUGCUCAGCCUGCUUUUACCACUGCAACUGGGACAGGAAAAUGUGAACGGAUCAGCGGUGAGUCCUGAUGAGCCGGCUACCAAACUGUAAACACAAAGACCUGCUGACCAUCACCUUCCCAAUGGCUCAGUGCGUGUGGUAUCGUGUUCAGGUGUUGCUGCUGUUCUGGCUCUUCUUAAUCUUAAUCUUAAAAAAAUAAAAAAAUCGAGGGCAGUCAUGAGCUGGAGGUCAGGGAACCAACCCUCUUACCGGAAGGUUGCGGGUUCAAUCCCCAGCACCAACAGUACGUAACUGAAGUGCCCUUGGGCAAGACACCCAACCCCCAACUGCUCCCCGGACACUGUGGAUAGGGCUGCUCAUCACUCCGGGCAAGUGUGCUCACUGCCCCCUAGUGUGUGUGUUCACUAGUGUGUAUGUGGUGUUUUAUUUCAUGGAUGUGUGAAAAUGUGGAGGUGAAAUUUCCUCGUUGUGGGACUAAUAAGAGUCACUUAAUCUAAACUUAAUCUUCUGAAGCACCAUGGACUCUAUUUAGAAUUCAUUUUUAUUAUUGUAGAACAUUAAGAGUAUAAAAACAAAAAAAUCAGAGAGCACUUUUCAUUUAUUUCAUUUCUGCUCAAAUGGUCAAAAAGUGUCCCAGCAGCUAAAUCUAAUACAACGCCAUUUCCAAAAAAGUUGGGACGCUGUGCAGAAUGUAAAUAAAAAUAGGAUGCAAUAAUAUACAAAUCAUGUGAGCCAUAUUUUAAAAGGAAAAUACUACAAAGACAACAAAUCAAACGUUGAGCCUUGAGAAAUUUUAUUGUUUUUUGUUUUUAAAUAUAUGCACGUUUUGAAUUUGACGCCGACAACACGUUCCAAAAAAGUUGGGACAGGGGAUGUUUACCACUGUUUCAUCGAAUCAGAAUCACAUUUAUUGUCACAUAACGUAUAUAUAUAUAUAGCUGUGAGAACAGACAGUGGCUUGGAUGGGGUGGAGUUCUUUAGAAUCCUCCUGGUCUUCCUCCAAAAGGUUUGGGAGAUGGACCCCGGUGAUGAGCUAGUGAGCUAGGCUGUCCGCACCACCCUCUGCAGAGCUUUCCGCUCCAUGGCAUUGCAGUUUCCAUACCAGGAGGUGAUGGAGCUGUUGGAGCUGUUGACUGCAUGUGUAGAAUGUUCUGAGGAUGUGGGGGUUCAUGCCAAACCUCUUCAGCCGUGGAGGUGGAAGAGGCACUGUUGUGCCUUUUUUACCACCCAUGUGAUGUGUUUUGCUCCAUGUCAGUUCCUCUGAUGUGUGAACACCUCCUCUGUCAGUGUUUGGGAACUGAGGAGAUGCUGCUGUAGUUCUGAAAGUGGAAUGUUUUCUGUUCUUGUUUGAUUCAGGAUUUCAGCUGAUCAGCAGUUUCAGGGACUCAUUUAUUGUGUUUUUCAU
This is a messenger RNA of Pygocentrus nattereri (red-bellied piranha), 3287 nucleotides long. It is a transcript of the gene flvcr2b, whose product is annotated as FLVCR heme transporter 2b. The transcript is spliced from 12 exons. NCBI's taxonomy places the organism in Eukaryota, Metazoa, Chordata, Actinopteri, Characiformes, Serrasalmidae. Gene Ontology annotation, molecular function: heme binding; heme transmembrane transporter activity. The coding region runs from base 397 to 1872 and encodes 491 amino acids. Gene Ontology annotation, biological process: heme export; transmembrane transport. The record is from RefSeq and is a predicted model, not a curated record. Gene Ontology annotation, cellular component: membrane.